Messenger RNA from Ogataea philodendri, 2247 nucleotides. RefSeq lists its product as uncharacterized. The transcript is spliced from 5 exons. The record is from RefSeq and is a predicted model, not a curated record. NCBI's taxonomy places the organism in Eukaryota, Fungi, Ascomycota, Pichiomycetes, Pichiales, Pichiaceae. The coding region runs from base 1 to 2247 and encodes 748 amino acids.
AUGACACGAAGAUGGUUUAGCACCAGUUUUGUGCGCGGGAACAACACAAACCAAUCCAAUUUGAACCCGCACAGCUAUUUCUACAAAGUUCUGGCUGUUCCGUUCUUGAAGGUGAGCGCUGUGAGUCUGGCCACGUUUUACGGAAUGAAAUACCUCUGGAAGUUCCUUGACGAAGACGAACAAAAGGUUACCGAGAGAGCCAAAACCUUGGGCAACGAUGUCCGAUUGGACGUCACCGUCGUAGUUCUUCAAAGCCAGCACAAAGCCACCCUUGGACUUGAUCAUCUGGGCCACCAUAUCGUCGAUCAAUCUGUGCUCGUACCAGAUACCUUUGGCCUCGAACUCAGACUUAUAGUCAGCGUCGUAGAUCUCCUGGAAAAUGUCCUUGAAUCUACCGUCGUACUUCUUGAGAAUGGUGUUCUUGGUGGACAUGUACAGAGGAAGCUCUUUGUUCAAGGCCAUCUUGAAGGAAGAGUGUGCAAAGCCACGGAUACUUUCGUCAGUAUUGUACAUGGCGAGUCCGACACCGGAUCCCUUGUAGUCGAAGACCUUGAACACCUGGGGUUUGUCGCCGUUUGUUGGCGUGUACACGAGCUCGAGACUUCCUGCUCCAGGAAUCACCAGGUCAGUGGCUUUGUACUGGUCUCCAUGGGCGUGUCUACCAAUGAUGAUUGGCUUUUCCCAGCCAGGAACCAGUCUUGGGAUCUCGACUCCGCCAGACUGGUCUCCGCCAAUGACGAUUGGCUCUCUAAAGACAGUACCACCCAGGAUGUUUCUGAUGAUUCCAAGGUCGUAGUACUUGAGAUCAACGUCCAAGUACGGAAGAACCAAUUUCUUCUUAAUGAUGUCCCAGAUGAUUCUGGUCAUUUCGUCUCCGUCAAGCUCCACAAUGGGCUGCUUGACCUUGAUUUUGUCCAAGGUCCGGGUGGUGCUGGAGAAGUGCCGGGUGCUAGCCAAAACUCUCUUGAAAGACUGCAUUGGUGUGACCGACCUGGGGUAGAAAAAAAGGUAUUACAUAAGCUAAAUAAGUUAGAAAAGGUAGCCAACAGAGUGGUCGUACAACCAGCCGAGAUCCUUCUUGCCGUUUCUGGCAGCAACCUUCUUCUCCUCCAAGAGCUCGUACUCCUCCGUCUCGGCGUCGAUGACGUCCUUGUAAGUGACAAGGUCGGCCUCUUCUGGCUUGACAGUCUUGGUUCUCAUGAUAAUCUUGUAUCCGAACAGCGAGAUCAAAAACACUGGAAUACCGAUGUACGAGGUAAUAAACGUCUUGUAAUCGAAGCCGGCAAUGAACACGUCGAACGAUUUGGUAAUCGCGAUCAAGCAGCAGAAGAACAAGGCGAACCAGGUUCCGUAUGGUUGCAACGGAGCGUAGUAGACAAACUUCUUUCUAUCGUAACCUUGGGCCUUCACAGCUCUGGUGAAGUAGAGGUAGGUCACCAAGAUGGAGAUCCAGGUGAGCAGACCAAAGAUGGACACCACGUUAACGAAGUAGUUGAAGACCUUGGACGAGGAAGAAGAGCACACCAUGAAGGCAAGCAGACAGAAAGCACUUGCGAACAUCAGUGCAUAAAUAGGAACACCGUUCUUGUUAGUUCUCGAGAAGAAUCUUGGGAACAUGCCGUUGGCAGCCAGAGCGUAAACGUUUCUGGUUGCAAUGUAGAGAUCCGAAUUGGUGGCCGAGAAGAUGAAGAUCAGAACACAGGCGUUGAUCAAAUGAGGCAGUCCACGGAUAUCAGCGUUAUUGAUGGCCACCACGAAUGGCGAGGCGCACACGUAGAACACAAGGAUACGGUAGAAGGUCAGUCUGAUAGCCUUCUUGAUGGUGUAUCUUGGGUUUCUAGCUUCACCGAAAGUGAUACCAACCAGUUCUGUACCGAGGUAGGCGAAAACAGCAGUCACCAUGACGGACCAGAAACCAGCAAACUUUGCGGUAGCCUGGUUCUCGAUGUGGGCGUGUGCAGCAAAAGCACCUGGGUGGUGCCAGAAUCUGAAGCCAAUUCUGUCGUGAGUUGGAGAUCCACCGAGCAUGAUACAAAGCAGCAAGAUAAUAAGACCGAGCACCGUAAGAAUUUUCAGCGAAGAAAGCCAGAACUCGAACUCACCGAAGAACUUGACACCAAAGUAGUUGAUGAUCACCACCACAACAAGAAGUAUGGCAAUCCAGACUCCAGGGUUGACCCUUUCAGGGGAAACCCAGUAUUGCAUAACCAAAGAACCAGCAACCAUUUGAUUAGGAGUGACAAUUAA